This is a messenger RNA of Poecilia latipinna (sailfin molly), 5876 nucleotides long. RefSeq names its product attractin-like. The annotation marks the transcript as partial. The record is from RefSeq and is a predicted model, not a curated record. Gene Ontology annotation, cellular component: Golgi apparatus. Lineage: Eukaryota; Metazoa; Chordata; Actinopteri; Cyprinodontiformes; Poeciliidae. The transcript is spliced from 7 exons.
UUGGGUUCCUCAGUACCUAAUGAAAUCAAAUCUAGCCUUUCCUCACUGGCUUUUGCUUCUCUUACAAGUAUUUUUGUUGUUUGUUGUUCUUGUUUUUUUUGGAGACAAAUUAAAAGCAGUGAUGUUGCUGCUGGUAUAAUUGCUGUGUUUCUGCUCUCCCCACAGCCAAACCGCGAUCUGGAUGUGUUCAUAAACGCCUCCAAGAACUUCAACCUGAACAUUACCUGGGCGACCAGCUUCACAGCAGGCACCCAGACCGGAGAGGAGAUUCCCAUCAUCUCACGGUGUAACAUCAAGGAAUUCAAAGACAGUUUUUCCAACGAGAACUUUGAUUUCCGCAACAGUCCGAACAUAACAUUCUUCGUCUACGUCAGCAACUUCACGUGGCCCAUUAAGAUCCAAAUUGCUUUUUCCCAGCACAGCAAUUUUAUGGACCUGGUGCAGUUCUUUGUCACGUUCUUCAGCUGCUUCCUGUCGCUCCUGCUGGUGGCCGCCGUGGUGUGGAAAAUCAAACAGAGCUGCUGGGCGUCACGACGACGAGAACAACUGCUGAGGGAGAUGCAGCAGAUGGCCAGUCGGCCUUUUGCCACCAUCAACGUGGCUUUGGAGGCAGACGAAGAGCCACCUGACCUGAUAGGAGGAAACGUCAAGUCCGUUCCAAAACCCAUCGCCCUUGAGCCUUGCUUUGGCAACAAAGCCGCCGUGCUCUCCAUAUUUGUACGGUUACCCAGAGGCUCUGGCGGCAUCCCUCCUCCAGGACAGUCUGGUCUGGCGGUGGCCAGCGCGCUGGUCGACGUCUCCCAGCAGAUGUGCGUGGGCUACAAGGAGAAGUCUGGGGGUCUGAGGAGCCGCAAGCAGCAGCCUUCUGCACAGCCGUCCACCUGCAUCUGAGCCUACCACCACCCUACACCCAACGCUCUUCAUCCCCCCGCCCCGCUCCCUCCUCCUCGCUGCUCAGCCUCCCUCCUUCAGAGACUUCUGCCAGCUCCGCUCUGGCAGGGAGAGGUGCAUGCUGGGACGUAGUACUGGAACAUUUUGAUGAGAUCAGCAGGUUUUCCCCCCGACCCUCCUACACUCUCUCUCUCUCCUCGUACCAGAACUGACCGGUUCAAAGAUGGAGGGAUGUGGGGGGUUUCAGGUGGGGGUGAGAGAGGACCAGAGGAGACGCUGACUCCGCCCCUUCCUCCACGUUUUACAUUUGUUGACAUGGACUGGAUGGAGUGGAGGCGGCUCGCUGCUACAGCACAUCCUCAGUCUCGUAGUUUCUAAAAAAAAAAAAAAAAAAAAACCUCCAGAGACUCUGCAACCCUAAAUGUUGAUGUUUUAAUUUAAAUUAUUAAUUUUUUUGUUAUUGUUGUUGUUCUACUUUUUUUUAAAUUUUAUUUUAUUUUAUUUCACUUUGAAUCGAAGGAACAAACUGGAAAACUACACACUCCAAAAAAAAAAGAAAAAACCCCGCAGCUUCCCCAGCUGCGUCGUUACCCAUCUGUAAGCACCGAGUCGAGGCCGCUGACCGGUCGCCCCGGGCAACAUAACCGCACAUCCAGCAGCCUUCCGGUGGCGACGAACCGCAUUUGGAUGAUUCCCUGCGUGGCCAAAGCCCGACGUUUCCAUCCAGAGCCGCCUUCCUGGAACCAGACUGGACAGAGGACAGGAGACGCUCUGUCCGUCUCGGGUCAGCUCAGCAGAGGCCACCGCCCUGCCAGUCUGCUUCCAACGUUUCACACACGGCGAAACGAAUCAUAUGUUCAUCCAUCGGUAGUUUGUGGACAUGAGAAAAUGGCGUCUGAUAAAAACGUUCUGGCUCCUAAAAGCUAACUCCAGCGGUGAUGAACAUAAUCGGACCAAUAGUUCUGUCUCUCGGUUGUUCAAAUUAUUGAUCCUAAAUCCUAAAUGCAUUGCUUUGAAUUAGGAUUAGUCAGCUGCUCAGUCAGCUGCUCAGUUGUGUACGGCUUCCUGUUGACGGACCAGGAUUUAUACGGUACCAGACCGAUUGGAGCUGAGUGGUCAUCAUGUCUUAUUCCGUUUCUUUGUUGUUUUUCUAUAUGUGCUGAGUGAUUCAUUUUACCCCAACAUUUUAUUUCAGAUUCUUUUUUCAGAAAGUCGUAAUGAAAACAACCGUUAAAGUCUAGCUGGAGGCCGUGGCACCAAACUCCACUGAUUCAACCAGCCGAGGUUAAAAACACUAAAUUUGUCGAUGAAAAACAUAAAGAUGCUGCUAUGACAAAAAAAGUGAACAAUAAAUAAACCAAUAAACAUACUUUAAAAAAAUGUAAAUUCCUCAGUAAGAGACAACACAUCAUUUAGCACAGCUGUAAGGCUGUAAAACUACCAUCUCUACCCCCUGACUAAAUUAAAAGAGGAAAAUAGCACUAAUAAAUGUUUAUGCCUACUUUUUAUUUUUUCAAAGAAUCAAAAAUGAGGGAAUCAAAGGAAUCAGUAAAACUUCUGCCGGUUGUAGCACACACCAGUGUAGUUAUUGUUGUGAGUCCAUCUGGACGUCGGAUCGUCUGCUGUUUUCACCAGAGUUGCAUCGGUCAGACGCUUCAGGCCGACUUCCAGUCUACGGUUGUUUUUCUCAAAUCUUUGAUCUGAAAGAUUAAGAUUUUCAGCCUUCCUGAAAUCUGCUGAAUUUGUCUCCCAUGUCAGGUUCACUCAUACAGCAGCUCUAAAAACACCAGCUAUUGUUUUGAAUUUCUGUUUGCAUCAACAAUAGCCUGUAUGAAAAGCACAAAUCUACUAAAUUAUUAAUUUAAUUAUUAAUUUCUGUUGCAGGAGCCUGAGUGAAUUUUAUAUCUGCUUUAUUUGAAAACACCUUGCUUUUACGUAAAAUGGACGACUGAGUAUUUUUCCCCACAGUCGCCAUGUUUCCACCCAAUUUGCAUGCGAAUAACUAGCGAACAUUUGAAAUGUCGCAAAAAAGAAAAGGAAAAUACAGAUUAGCCGUGUUCCAGCUACUGGUUUGGAGGGAAUCAACCAGACUAUGCUAGCCAUAAUUUAAUCUGAUGAUGAUGCUAUCCACAACUGUCAUAAGCAGGAAGUAGCGGCUGCUAGCUAGCACAGACCACACAUCUCAGAAAAAGGUGCAGUCCUUCCCUCCUAGGUGAAGGUUCAGAUUUUAAAAUUCUUACAAGUUUUGUGCUUCUGGUAAGGCCCAGCAGUGGAUGGGAAAGUUUAAUAUGUUAGAACUUAUUCGGCAAAUCUGUUUCCAUCUCCUCCUUUAGUGCAUUAGCUCUUUUUCGGAAAACUCAUUUUUUGUGGGCUUUCCGAUAAAUGCUAGCUUGAACGUUCCUCAGUUUUUUGCGAAACCCAGAGAGGUUUUCCAAAUUUUGCCGUUUCCAUCCACCGUUUCUAAUGCCGAUUAAAAAACGGUAACAGUUAACAAAAACACAGAAGAGAUUUUUAGUUGUCGCUGCCAAGGAGCAUUUCACGGAACCGGAAGGGACCUGAUUUUUUUAACUUUUGACUGACCAGUCACCUGUCCAGCUGCAUCCUGGUCCAGAGAUGAUAUAUUUUUUGUAUCGCAUCUCCACUUUUUUUUUAUUUAUCUUUAUUUUUUUUUACCUUCAGCUCCAUUGUCAUUCUCGGUUUCCUCCUUGAUGGUCAUCUUUUCUGCAGCCACAACACCUGCAGGGUUCUGACAGAAGACAGAGACAUAAUUCAGUAGAAGAAAUCCCCGCUAUCCCCCCCCCACCCUACGCCUCACAAGGUUAUUAACUUCUCGCCCUCUGAAAAGUGCCGUUAUGAAACAGUUUAAUAACCUGCGUUGUGCCCUAAAGAGCUUGUUGUGUUUGGUUGCUAGCUCUCCCAUGUGCUCGGUGCCGUAGAACUGUGGAGCGUCGAUGUGGUCGGUUAAAGGGCGCACUUUUAACGGCGGGAAAAGGUCAGAGCAGAAACCAUGAACAAAGUUGACAUUCUGUAAUUAUAAAGUGCCCCACAACUCCACUCAGCAACUCCAGCAGUCACUGUAGCAUUAAGAAGUCAACACUACAUCUGCUGCUUUUGCUUUUUCUCUCUAUUUUUUUCCCUCUCCACUCAUCAUUUCCAUCUAAGUAAUUUUUUUUAGCGUUUAUUGCAACAUUAGGAAUUACUGUUCAUGUCUGCUGCUUCUGCUGAACCGUGGCGUUUUCAAAAGUUUCUCAACAUCACACACACAUGCACAAAAACGAAGCAGAGGUUAUAAAAUGCAUGUUACUGUUGGAUCUUUUUUUUGCACCGUCUUUAAGAAAACAGAGGCCUCCCUUCACCGCUUUGCUGCGCUGGAUGUUUAAUAUCAGAGUUUGCAAAGUCAUUCAAAAAUGUCACCGCUUUCUCGCUUUUCACAAACUGAUUUGUAAAUCAAAGAUUCUUAAUUUAUUACAAAUCGGAAAAAUGGAAAAAAAAAAAAAAAAACAUUCAGUAGUGUGUAAUAGAUGGCGACCAGAAUAAAGAUAACCUGCGCAGCCCGGUUACCAUGACAAUGGGUGAUGUCCUGCUGACACUAAGAUGGCCGACCCCUGUAUUGCUCUGUCUGGCUUUUGCAGCUUUAGCAGGACUUUGAGUCCAACAGCAGCAGCAAAUCAUGUUUAUUUACUAUUGAGUUUCAGCACCUUGGUAACCGCCAAACCACACUUAUGUUUGUGUUGGGUUUUUUUUCACAAACAUCACCUACUACAUUUAUUAUGAAGUAAAACAACUAAAACGUGUCUCUUUUUAACUCCUAAAUGAUUGUACAACUAAAUGAAAUGUUCUUAGUCUCAGGUUUUAGGAUAGCUGAGCAGAGCCGGUCUGAAGUGAUCCACUGAUUGGUUUUGGAGUCGUGUUUCUCGGCAUUGAUGAAACCUAGAAGCAUCAAAUAUGACCUCAGAUUUACCGUCAGCUGCUGUGUUGCCUCAGUGUUCAGAUGCAUUGUAAGAAAAUAGGGGAAUGUAAGUGAAAUAUUCUCUUGGACAUUUCACCUCCAACUCUUUUUUUUUUUUUUUUUUUUUUUGAGUUGGGGGAAAAUGUAGGGGGAAACAACCUGCUGGAGUUAGACCUGUAGAGCAGUGCUGGUCAAUUUCAUCUUAAAUUGGGAUCACUGAAGCAUUUUUACUGGCUAAUGUUUAUCACAGCAAAACAAGUCCAGUCACAGAUUCAGUAGACCUGUUUUUGUUGUUUUUUGCCAAGUCAUGAAAAGUUUUUUUUUUUUUUUUCAUAACAUCAUAGAGCAGGUUUAGCUCAACUCUUCCAUCUUAUUCAAGUCUGUUGGAUUGUCAGAUUUCUUCCAUGUUUUCAAAAAAUACUCAUAUUUUGGUUCAAUGCCAACAGGUACAAUGUUAAAUUAUUAUUAACAAACAAAAACUGAAACAAACAGAAUUAUCAAUUUCCAGUUUCUUGUUUUUUUCCGAUACUUUUCCCCCCAAUUUUUAGGGGGUAAAAGCUGCCGAUUUCUUGGCAAUUUUAAUUUGUCUUUAAGAACUCAUUAGCAGGAAGGCUACGUCGAACUGACAUCUUAAAUGUUUUCAGCAUCUUAAAUGUUUUUUGCUUUAGGCUAGCGGUUAGCAUACCAAGCAUUGCUAAAGAAACGGAUGUUUGCCUUAGCAGUCAAAUUUCUAAAAGGAUUCCAGGACGUCGAGGUCUAGCUUGUUCCAUAGCAGAGUGAAAAUGAGUUGAAAGCUCAAAAAGAUUUAAAUUUUUUAAAAAGUGUAACUUUGUUUUUCUCCGCUCCACCUUCCUGUUAUCUGCUGAAAUUCUGGCUCUCUCACCCUAAACGAGCCACAGACGUUUCUGGACAAGUCUUACAUCACUGUGCUUCCCCUGACCUUACGGUAACUUUGAAUUGUCUUCACUUUGACCGCAUCCACAGUUGUGUCAGACCAAUUUUUUAAUCUUUAUCACUGAUCAGGAAAAAAAAAAAA